Messenger RNA from Sardina pilchardus (European sardine), 3168 nucleotides. It is a transcript of the gene slc7a6, whose product is annotated as solute carrier family 7 member 6. The transcript has 10 exons. NCBI's taxonomy places the organism in Eukaryota, Metazoa, Chordata, Actinopteri, Clupeiformes, Clupeidae. Gene Ontology annotation, cellular component: membrane. The coding region runs from base 295 to 1791 and encodes 498 amino acids. Gene Ontology annotation, molecular function: L-amino acid transmembrane transporter activity. The record is from RefSeq and is a predicted model, not a curated record. Gene Ontology annotation, biological process: amino acid transmembrane transport.
UCCCAGAUUUUCCACCGUUCCAUACGUGGCAUUUGAAAAUAAAUGAAGGGACUUCGUGUGUGCUUUGGCAAUUUCUUCACGUGAUUAAUGCCGGUGCAGCCGGUGUCACAUGACAUUCUCUCUUCAGUGUUGCGGUUGCGGGUGAUGGUUUGGUGAUGCUCCCGGCAAACAUCCUAGGACCAGUCUAGAGAGAAAAUCGUGCUAUACUAAGGUUGGACACUACCGAUAAGUAGCUCCCACACCCCUCUCCUAUUCCUGGUCGUUGGACUCCGCACCCCAGCUCAACAGACAGGAAUGGAGAACCAGGAGGAGUCCAGCAAGCUCAAUGGGGGGACUGGGUCAGCGGCCCAGGGCUCGGAGGACGCCGCUCAGCCCAAGCAGAGCAUGCAGCUGCAGAAGGAGAUCUCGCUGCUCAACGGCAUCAGCCUCAUUGUGGGCAACAUGAUCGGCUCGGGCAUCUUUGUGUCGCCCAAGGGCGUGCUCAUCUACAGCGCCUCCUACGGGCUGUCGCUGGUCAUCUGGGCCAUCGGCGGCAUCUUCUCCGUGAUCGGGGCGCUGUGCUACGCCGAGCUGGGCACCACCAUCACCAAGUCGGGGGCCAGCUACGCCUACAUCCUCGAGUCCUUCGGGGGCUUCAUCGCCUUCAUCCGCCUGUGGACGUCGCUGCUCAUCAUCGAGCCCACGAGUCAGGCCAUCAUCGCCAUCACGUUCGCCAACUACCUCGUGCAGCCGCUCUUCCCCACCUGCGAGCCGCCGUACACCGCGUCACGCCUCAUCGCGGCCGCCUGCAUCUGCUUGCUGACAUUCAUCAACUCUGCCUAUGUGAAGUGGGGCACCCGAGUACAGGAUCUCUUCACCUAUGCCAAAGUCCUGGCCCUCAUAGUCAUCAUCAUCACAGGGAUUGUCAAACUGUGCCAAGGAAACACAAAGAACUUUGAGGCCUCCUUCCGGGGUUCAUCCCUAGAGCCAGGGGACAUCGCUCUGGCCUUAUACUCAGCCCUGUUCUCUUACUCGGGAUGGGACACACUCAACUUUGUUACGGAGGAGAUCAAGAACCCUGAAAGGAACUUGCCCUUGGCCAUUGCCAUCUCCAUGCCCAUCGUCACCAUCAUCUACAUCCUGACCAACGUGGCAUAUUACGCCGUGCUGGACAUGAGUGCCAUCCUCGCCAGCGACGCUGUGGCUGUGACGUUUGCGGACCACACCCUUGGGGUCAUGAGCUGGACCAUCCCUAUAGCCGUGGCUCUGUCCUGCUACGGAGGACUGAACGCCUCCAUUAUCGCUGCGUCCAGGCUGUUCUUUGUGGGGGCGCGAGAAGGUCAUCUGCCGGAUGCCUUGUCCAUGAUUCAUAUGGAACGAUACACUCCUGUUCCUGCCCUGCUCUUCAAUUGUGCCAUGGCACUGAUCUACUUGGCCGUGGAGGACGUCUUCCAGCUGAUCAACUACUACAGCUUCAGCUACUGGUUCUUCGUGGGUCUGUCUAUCGCUGGACAAAUCUACCUUCGCUUCAAGGAACCAGACCGACCCCGGCCUCUGAAGCUUACGCUAUUGUACCCCAUCAUCUUCUGCAUGUGUACGGUGUUCCUGGUGGCAGUGCCUCUCUACAGUGACACGCUGAACUCCAUAAUUGGCAUAGCGAUCGCCCUCUCUGGCGUGCCAGUUUACUUCCUGGGAAUCUAUCUCCCAGAAUCCAAGAGGCCACCCAUCAUCUCAAAGCUGCUGAAUGGCAUCACGCGCCUCACUCAGUUCUCCUGCUUCUGCGUUCUCACCGAGAUGGACGUGAGCGAGUAACAGAGGACGCCAUCGUCACGGGAUCUCCCUGCCACACCUCACCAGCAGUCAUUCACACUACCCCCUCCCCAAAACACUGACACCGCACGAGGAGAGAGAGGACUCCACAUGAAUCUAUCCCACUACCUUCACUUUUCAGACUUGACUUGAUUAUUUCACGUUCUUGAGCACACUUUCAUCACCCGGUGGCCUACACGUUACUGUGGCCAGUUCUUCUGGGUCUGGGAACAUGAAUUCGCACACUCACCCGCGCACCUGUCCUGCACCCAAUGUCCAGCAUGCGUCCACUCCUGGGGCCUCUGCUCCGCUCAGGGACUUCAUUGAGGAACAGUAGAGCUGAAUGACCUGUGCCGCCGUCAGCCAACUGGACUGCACACUUGAAGAAACCCAGGGGAUUUUAGCCAGCUGGACUGACACACAAAGUGCCAGGAGCCUCUCCCCUCUCCGUAAUUAAUGAGAGGCUACUGUUGGAUAUCAAUAUUGUCUGGACGCUAUCGGCCAAAUGAGGUUGUUAUUAUGGACUACCAAUGGUUUGUUUUUUUGUUUUUUUUUAAUGGAACCUCAAAUACUGUAUUAUUUAUACACACUGUUUUUAAAAUGGUGUUUUUAAAGUUUCAGUGUAUGUGCGGUUUACAGAUUGUGAUGCAGCCUUCUAAUCGUAUUAAUGUAUGGUGUUUUGUAAAUGUGUCUGAUUGGGACCCAUGGGACUCUUAUUAAUCUACUUUCAAGCCUUAGUUUCAGGUGAAAACCAGGGAAUGGGUCCUUCUUACAUACAGAAUCCUUUGUAUAUGCUGCUAUCCAAUUUCACAUUCUGACAUAUUUUUCUUGAAAAUAUUUAUGUAGGCAUCACUCUAAAUCAGUUUACUAUAGGUGAUGUAGGGCAGAACUAGUGAUAUGGAAGCAGAUUACUUCGUGCCUACACGCCUUAUUUACAAAGGGUAUAUCGACCAUCAUUAUGCAGUAUCCAUUUCAAUGUCCCUCAUAUAUAGGCAAAGCUUAUCUCCAGAAAUAUAUAUUAUUUGCGUAUUAGUAGUUUUCUGUGUUCCUCUUGACUGUUAUACCAAUGGUGAAGAGGUAUUAUAUAUGAACGAUGUACUGUACUACAGUGACUUCAGUGAAGUAUGUAAUUUUACUUUUCCAGUCACAAUGAUGUUCCUGCAAAAGUCUUCCAUCAUUGUGUGUGAGUGUGUGAGUGUGUUUAUGUGUGUGUGUGGCAUGCACCACACUCGUCUUUCAGGUCAUCCUGGCAUCAAGUCUUCAAGCUGUUUGAUUGGAGUUUCAGAACACAGAACAAACCAAGAACCUGGCAGUCCACUGACUCCAUUUUCUUUCUUUUAUCUGGGGCAAUAAAGAUUCACAAACUAUCUAAUGUUGAAA